Neopsephotus bourkii (Bourke's parrot) is the source of this 1480-nucleotide messenger RNA. RefSeq names its product REST corepressor 2 (gene RCOR2). Gene Ontology annotation, cellular component: transcription regulator complex; histone deacetylase complex. Gene Ontology annotation, molecular function: transcription corepressor activity. The record is from RefSeq and is a predicted model, not a curated record. The transcript has 13 exons. Gene Ontology annotation, biological process: negative regulation of DNA-templated transcription; regulation of transcription by RNA polymerase II. Lineage: Eukaryota; Metazoa; Chordata; Aves; Psittaciformes; Psittacidae. The coding region runs from base 56 to 1480 and encodes 474 amino acids.
CUGGAACUACUUUGGCACCAUCAGGCGGCGGGAGCAGCCGGCGGCGCUUUGUGCGAUGCCCUCGGGGAUGGAGAAUCCCUCGGGAAUCCUGUCCCGGAGCCGCGCCAGGGCCGUGCCCGGCGGCGCCCCCCCCUCCGAGGACGAGGACAGCGCGGACGAGCGCAGCCACGACAGCAUGAUCCGGGUCGGGGCUGACUACCAGGCGGUGAUUCCUGACUGCAAACCAGAGAGCCCGGCUCGCUACAGCAACAAGGAGCUGAAGGGGAUGCUGGUGUGGGCCCCCAAUCACUGCGUCUCCGAUGCCAAACUGGACAAAUACAUCGCCAUGGCCAAGGACAAACACGGCUACAACAUCGAGCAGGCUCUGGGAAUGCUGCUGUGGCACAAGCACGAUGUGGACAAGUCCCUGGCUGACCUGGCCAACUUCACCCCCUUCCCGGACGAGUGGACGGUGGAGGACAAGGUGCUCUUCGAGCAGGCUUUCAGCUUCCAUGGCAAGAGCUUCGCCCGCAUCCAGCAAAUGCUUCCCGACAAGCUCAUCCCGAGUCUGGUCAAGUAUUAUUAUUCCUGGAAGAAAACCCGCUCCCGAACCAGCGUCAUGGACAGGCAGGCCCGGAGGCUGCUGGGGCGCAAGGACCGGGAGGACAGCAAUGACGAGACCGACGACCCCCAUCCCACUCUCGAUGGGGACAUGGAGGCAGUGGACCCCAAAAAAGAGCCCCCGUACCCCAGACCCUGCACCCGGAAGGAGCCUCAGUACCGGCACCACCUCCCCCCCCGGCACCGCCGCCGCCCCCCCCGCGGGAUGCACUUGAGCCGCGAGGCCGUGGCCGGCGUCACCUCCAACCCCGAGCUGGGCGCCGCGGGCCUGCGCCAGCUCGACUGCCAGCUCGUGUCCCUCAAGCGGCAGGUGCAGCGGAUCAAGCAGAUCAACAGCGGCCUCAAGCAGGCUUUGGAGGGCGGUGUGGAGGGGCUGCGCCCACCCGAGGGCACUGGCAAGUUCAGCUCCCGCUGGACGACGGACGAGCAGCUCCUGGUGGUGCAGGCCCUGCGCCGCUACGGCCGCGACUUCCCGGCAGUGGCGGGGGUCCUGGGGAACAAGACCCCGGCCCAGGUCCGGAGCUUCGUGGGGGGCACCCGGCGCCGCUUGGGCCUCACGCGGCUCCUGCGGGAGCUCCCCGGGGGGGACAGGGACGAGCCCCCCGCGGGGCCCCCCCCGCAGGGGCAGCGGCGGCAGCAGCAGCAGGAGGAGGAGGAGGAGGAGGAAGAGGUGCAGAUCACCGGGGUCUCCCGCCCGGCCCCGCCCCCUCCGCCGUCCCCCUCGCGCCCCCCGCAGCCCCCUCCUCCCCUCCUGCGCCCGGCCCCUCCCCCCCCGCCGGGGCUCCCGCUGGGCCGGGCCCCGCCCCCGCUGCUCCGGCCUGGCCACGCCCCCGCCGCCAGACCGCGUCCCCCUGCUGCCGGGCACGCACCGCCCCGCUGA